AUUCUUCUGCCAAACUUUGGGUAACCCAGGUGUGUCCGUCCACCAGUGGCACCAGUAAUAAAGAAAAGAGGAAAUUGGAUCUUCAGGGAGAAUCCAGCAAAUCUCAAUCACCAGCUACUAAACGACACUGUGGCACUAAACCACAAUCAGACUCAGAAAUACUGACUAAAGUGAAAAGCAUCAUGAGAUUUGUUAAGAAAAGACUCAAGCCGGCCCAAGAAAACAAACUCAACAACUUCCUGAAGGAUAAAAUCGAUGAUUUGGAGACAGACAAGAGGGAGGUUGUUGGUGUCUUUGGUAGAACUGGGGCUGGAAAGAGCUCUUUGAUAAAUGCUGUCAUUGGAGAGAAGAAUCUCUUACCCACUGGAGAUGUCAGUGCAUGUACAUCAGUCAUGAUCAAAGUCGAGGCUAACACAGAUGCUAACCCACAGAACAAAAUCUAUCAGGCGGACAUUGAGUUCAUCCCAAAAGAGGAGUGGAAGGAUGAGUUGUUUCAGUUUCUUGGGGAUAAAGCAGAUCAGGAAGAUGACUAUUAUCGUGACUUUAAGGAAAAGCUGUCAGCGCUCUAUGGAGAAGAAAAGGAAAACAAAACCUCUGAAAUGCUCAUGGAUAAAAAAUAUUUCAAAGAAAUUCCGAAAUUUCUCAAAAACAAGAAGCAGAUUUUGACAUGUGAAUCAGCUGAAAAGCUAUCUAGAAGACUUGUCAGAUUCACAAGAUGUGACUCAGAAGAUGAAGAAAGUAAAGUUAAGAGUUGGUUCUGGCCACUGGUGAAGUGUGUGACUGUGAGGGUGCCUAAAAAUGAUCUUCUCCAACAUGUCACACUUGUGGAUCUUCCUGGAAAUGGGGACUGUAACCAGAGCAGAGACAACAUGUGGAAACAGUUAGUUAGAAGUUGUUCUACUGUAUGGAUUGUGACUGACAUUGAGCGAGCAGCAGCAGAGACAGAAGCCUGGGAGAUCCUGGAAAAUGCCAGCAAACUCAUGGGAAAUGGGGGCGAGUGUCAGCACAUUCACUUUAUCUGCGCCAGGUCUGAUGUGAAUCUUAAGGACCAUGAAGCCAUACUUAAAAGAAACAUGAAAGCCAAAAAAACAGUGCGCAAAAAAUUCAGCCAACAAGAGAAGAUCAAGAAACAAUUCAGUGAUGAAUGUUUGGAAGUUUUCACAGUGUCCUCCAAUGAGUUUCUAGCUAAAAACCACCUAAGCCCAAAUGAAACUGAAAUACCCAAACUUAAGGAAUUUCUGCAAAAACUCAAUGACUGUCACUCAGAGACAGUAAACUAUGUUUCUGGAGCUCGUGGGAUUCUCUCUCUGAUUCAAGUGGCCAGCUGUAGAAAAGGGGCUGACAAAAACACAGAUGUGUGCACAGACCUUGACAGAAAGAUGAAGCAUGAACUUGAUAAAGUCAGAAAACCCAUGAAAGAGGCAUACGAGGCUUUUGAAAAAUGCCUCAGUGAGGGGGUUGAAAGAUCAAAAAGUUCAUGUGAAAGUGUCUUGAUGUCGGUCAUACGUCCUAAAAAAGUAACAGGAGGUUUUCACCAGACAUUGAAGAGUGUAGUCAAUAAAGGUGGCACCCACAAAUCAAAAAAAGGGAAACAAAUAAAUCUCAAUGGGAAGUUAGCUUCAUGCCUGACUGACAGCAUUGACGAAGAAUUCAAGAAGACUUUCCCAAAUGAAAGAAAGUGUGGACCAUUCAACAAUGUCAUCAAUACGUUUUCACUUGACACAAAGAGUCUGAUUAAAAAGUACAAAGAUGUCAAACUGCAGCUGAUCUUUCUCAAGACAGAGGAAGACAAAAUUAAGACAGAACUCAACAAAAUGAUCCGGGAGCGUAAGAAAACAAUCUACAACAGUUUGGCUGAGCCAAUUGGGGAAAACAUGCAAGAAGGCUAUAGCAAAGCAGCAAAAUUUACAGGAAAGGACACGCUGGAAAAUAUGAGAAACACUCUUGAGAAGCACGUACGUGCUGCAAAGGACACCAUGUUUGAGAAGGCUAAAGAAGAAUUGUUGAAACAGCUGAGAGACUUGAGGGAAGAGAUCCUGGAGAAGCUGGAGAAAACAAUGCAGAAAUCAAUCGAGCUGUCACUCAAGACAGAUGGUGACUCAAUCCUAGAUGUUGCACAGCAGCUUGAGGAGGUGGAGGACUACUACAAAGAACUGAAGGCCCAGCAGCAGAGGCCAUGACGUGCACAGGUUUGCUCCGUGGAGAGAAACAGCCGAGGCCAGAUUCCCCACUAAAGGUCCUGCAGACCCACUGAUUACUGACGUCAGGCCUCUGGAUUUAGUCUCAACCAUUUUUGUCAAGUUGCUAUCCCUGUCCUCUUUAAGUGUUGUUUUGAUAUGUACUUUGAGUUUGCUUAUGGUGAAUUACAUGGUGAGAGAUUUUAGAUUUUCUAUUUUUGGUAGGACAUUUUUUAUUAUAGAUCAGAGGCAGACAGAAAAUGUGGAGAGGUGGAGAGAGACAAAGGGAUGACGUACAGCAAAGGUUCCCAGUCUGAGUUAAACCAUGGACGUUGUGUAAUGGUACACGUCUUAGCCACUAGGCCAAUAUGGUGUAUUUUUGUUUUUAAUGAUUUAACAUGAUUUGAUUUUUAGUUCUCUUUGAAUAUAUUUUCAUGUUUUUUUUUUUCCAUAAUUUGAUUUCAUUAGUAUUGGUCAAUGGGAUGAGAGUGGUGACAU
Molecule: messenger RNA, 2675 nt
Organism: Perca flavescens (yellow perch)
Lineage: Eukaryota; Metazoa; Chordata; Actinopteri; Perciformes; Percidae
Product: nuclear GTPase SLIP-GC-like
Exons: 19
Coding region: 183-2180 (665 amino acids)
Molecular function (GO): GTPase activity
Source: RefSeq, a predicted model, not a curated record